AACUAUCGAGUUAUGCAACACUGGACCUUUAGUCAGUUUGUUCACGUGUAACUGUCCUACUAAUUGAAUCCACACCGGCCACUGUAUUAUAACCUGUACCACAAUGAAGCUGUUGUUUUUAGUUUGUAUUCAGCUUUCGAGUGUCUUUGUCCAUGGAGCAUUUAAAGCUGAAUGUGACCUAGUUCCGGCUGACUUUAUCUUCCUGUUGGACUCCUCCGGAAGCGAGACUCAAAGAGGAUUCAAUACACAGCUCAACUUUAUCUCAAACUUUACGUCCAAUUUUGAGGUGGGGCCAAAGAAAGCGCAGUUCGCCGCUGUGACGUUUUCUACAGGUGUUUACAAGAACUUCUUUUUGAACGAACACCAAAGUCAAGCUGACGUGUUGAACGCCAUCAGCAAGAUCGCCUACCGAGACGGGGAAACAUACACUGACCUCGGACUUAACUACGUCCGGUCGAAUGUACUUCAAGAAAACCAUGGUGCAAGACAUAACGUGGCUAAAUACGUCAUAGUCCUGACAGACGGGCGAUCCAAUGAUAACUCCAGGACGGUCAGCGCUGCCACGGCGCUUCACAAAGUCCCGAACGUGACGGUGAUAGCUAUUGGAAUUGGACACGGAAUUGACAGGAACGAACUAAAUAUCAUCGCCUCCGACAAAAAUCACACCUUCGUUGUUAACACCUUCGAGCUUCUUCACACUCUGGACGUGGAACUAGUGGAUAAGACUUGUACCCUGUGCGGUGACUAUCCGGCAGACAUUGCCUUUCUGAUAGAUUCCUCAGGCAGUGAACAAGGCUCCAACUUUGACAACGAAAGGAACUUUGUGGAAAUGGUGGCCAAUGAAUUUAACUAUGGCUACAAUGAUACAUUAAUUGCUGUGUCACAGUUUGCAACAAACGCCAGAACCGACAUUUACCUCAACCAAUACCCCGAUAAAGUCGCCCUCAUGCAGGCAAUAUCACGGAUACAUUGGAUGAACGGUGAAUCCAACACACACAUGGGACUGACUGAGCUUGUUCGUAAUGUUUUUCACAACAAAAAUGUACAUGGCCAUACACACAAUCACCAUGGACACCAGACUAUAACCUAUGGACCGCGUGCAGCAUCUGUCAAAAUUGCCAUUGUUCUCACUGAUGGCCGAUCUCUGGAGCCAACUCUGACAUUGAACGCAGCUAAACAGCUCCAUAGUAUGGGAGUCGAGGUCUUUGCUAUAGGAAUGGGACAUUCAGUGGACUAUAACGAAUUGGUGCAAAUAGCCACUGACAGGAGGCAUGCCUACCGGUUGGCCAGAACAAGUGAUCUUGAGGGCAUUCAUACCAAAAUUGUGGAAGCAAUUUGCAAACUUAAGGUGCCUCCUCCCACAACAACACCGUUGCCAACAACAACAACAACUAUGCCGACUACGACCGUAAAACAAGCAUGUGGACAAAAGCCUGCCGACAUUGUGUUUUUACUGGACGCAUCCGAAAGCGAAAAGGCCGAGGGUUUUGCCCAGGAAUUGCAAUUCGUGUAUAACUUCGCCCGAAAAUUCCACAUAGGCUCUGAUAAUGUCCAGUUCGGCGCCGUAACAUUCUCCAGCGAGAUUCGAAAUGAUUUUUAUUUGAACACUUAUCGCAAUCGACACGACCUCCUUAAUGCUAUCCAGAAAAUUGCUUACAUGCAGGGUGGAACCAAUACUUCGUUUGGAAUCCAGUUCGUGCGUGAGAAUAGCUUCAAACCACAAAAUGGCGCCCGUGCAAACGCAACAAAGAUCGUCAUAGUUAUCACAGACGGACAGUCGGCGGAUCCAGCGGCAACAAAACACGAGGCGCAGCUGCUUCAUCGACAGGGCGUCCAGGUGUAUGCUGUGGGAGUCGGUUCAGAGGUUGAUAAUGCGGAGUUGAAGGCGAUCUCCUCUAACGGCACUCCAAUUCUUGUUGGUGACUUUUCAUUGCUUCACGAUAUUCAGACAUCACUAGAGACAGCGGCCUGCCACGGAGGGUCCUAGUUAUCUUAGACAUACCAUCUGUCCUGUUUAUAUCCCCGUGUUAUUCUUUGUUACGUUCUAUUUCAUAAAGUCAUAUAUAUUCAUAACA
Messenger RNA from Saccostrea cuccullata (small rock oyster), 2075 nucleotides. Its product is annotated as collagen alpha-3(VI) chain-like. Bases 104 to 1987 code for a protein of 627 amino acids. Lineage: Eukaryota; Metazoa; Mollusca; Bivalvia; Ostreida; Ostreidae. The record is from RefSeq and is a predicted model, not a curated record. The transcript is spliced from 9 exons.